GGCCUCGGGCGCGGAGAACCGCUGGGGUCGCCACGGCCGCGCUCGCCGCCGCCGCCCCCCUGCGGGGGUGGCCGGGCUGCCCGGCUCGCGGGGCGCCGCUCCGGGUGAGGCGUCCACCAUGGUGAGGCCCCCGAGCCGCUGCUGCCCGCGCGCCGCCCGCCGCCCCUCGGUGCCGCCGCCUCUGCCGCCGCAGCCUCCCCGCCUGCUGUUGCUCCUCCAUCUCCUGAGCGGAUCACGGUGAGGGAAAGAUGAGCGAGGAGACGGCAACUUCUGACAACGAUUAUGCGCGAGUGCGAGCUGUGGUGAUGACCAGAGAUGACUCAAGUGGUGGAUGGCUGCCCCUCGGGGGGAGCGGACUGAGCAGCGUCACCGUUUUCAGAGCCCCUCAUCAGGAAGAGAAUGGCUGUGCGGACUUUUUUAUCCGUGGAGAGAGACUCAGGGACAAAAUGGUGGUUUUGGAAUGUAUGCUUAAAAAAGACCUCAUCUAUAAUAAGGUCACUCCCACGUUUCACCACUGGAAGAUUGACGACAAGAAGUUUGGCCUUACCUUUCAGAGUCCUGCUGAUGCCAGGGCUUUUGAUCGAGGCAUUCGAAGAGCUAUAGAGGAUAUUUCUCAAGGGUGCCCAGCAUCAAAAAAUGAGGCUGAAGGAGGAGAAGAUGAUUUACAAACAACGGAGGAGGACACUUCCCGUUCCCUAGUGAAAGAUCACCUUUUCCAGCAAGAGACGGUUGUUACCAGUGAGCCUUACCGAAGCUCCGACAUGAGACCAUUACCUUUUGAAGAUCUGAAUGCCAGAAGAGUCUACUUGCAAAGCCAAGUUAGCCAGAUACCAUUCAGUCAACAAGGCCUAGACAUUCAGAGCCGAAGUAUGGAAUAUGUUCAGCGGCAAAUAUCUAAGGAAUGUGGGAGCCUGAAGUCCCAAAAUAGGGUCCCCUUGAAGUCAAUCAGACAUGUCAGCUUUCAAGAUGAGGAUGAGAUUGUCAGAAUAAAUCCUCGAGAUAUCUUGAUACGUCGGUAUGCAGACUACAGACAUCCAGACAUGUGGAAAAAUGACUUGGAGAGAGAUGAUACUGACUCCAAUGUUCCAUUUUCUAAACAAGACUGUAAAAAAUCAGACUAUCUCUACCACUGUGGAGAUGAGACUAAGUUAAGUUCCCUGAAAGACUCUGUGGUAUUUAAGACACAGCCUCCCUCAUUAAAAUUUAAGUCAAAACGAAGAAAAGAGGAUGGGGAGCGUUCCCGCUGCGUGUACUGCCAGGAAAGGUUUAAUCAUGAAGAAAAUGGCAGGGGGAAAUGCCAGGAUGCCCCAGAUCCUGUCAAAAGAUGCAUAUACCAAGUUAGUUGCAUGCUCUGUGCCGAGAGCAUGCUGUAUCAUUGUAUGUCAGACUCAGAGGGAGACUUUUCUGACCCUUGUUCAUGUGACACUAGCGAUGACAAGUUCUGCCUAAGGUGGUUAGCCCUGGUAGCUCUGUCCUUCAUUGUACCAUGUAUGUGCUGCUACGUCCCUUUGAGAAUGUGCCAUCGCUGUGGUGAGGCGUGUGGGUGCUGCGGCGGGAAGCAUAAGGCUGCUGGGUGAAGCCGUGCAGGGCUGGCAUGAGCUUAAAAUCUUCAUCUCCAGGAGUUAGCUAACUUGGAUUUGUGGAAGCUGUUGGCAAGCAGUAUGGAAUCUUGCCUGGUAUCAUUGGGGCCACGCGUGGAGGAAGCAGAACUCGUCAGUUGUUGAGAUUUACAGAUGCUAGCCAUGCCUGAUGUCUUCCCUGAGUGCAUGGCAUGUUCUGGGACAGAUCAUAGAGCAUUUACAGAAGGAAGUCAUUUCUGGUUAUUGACUACAAAAGGUCAACAUAGAAUAUGAUCCAACUAAAAGGGAUUAAUUUUGGCAUUUUUAUAUUUAUGCACUAGGUGAUGGGACUUUUUAAAGAUUUGAAUUCUUUAGGACAUUAACUAAAAAGUGCACUAAAGGACAGUGAUUUCAGUACAGAAAAGUUAAUACUUGGGAAACUAAAAGAGAUAAAACAAGUGCAACUAAAUCAUUAGUUGUUUUUUGAAAGCAGUUUUAUGUAUAAAUAACAAAUGUUUAUAUUUAACUAAAUGUAAGGUACGAACUAUGGCAUAUUAAACUUUUCUUGCCCUUCUAGCUCUGAGGUAGAUGUGCACCCGUCUACCGCCACAUUCCAUAUAUUUUGAGUAUUUAACUCAUCUAGUUAAUAACGUUUGUAUCCAUGUGAAAGAUUUGGUAAGUUCAUCCUCACUUCUCUUUGGCUGCAGUUUAUAUUGAGUUAUAUCUGUACAUUCUGGAAAUCUAAAAUCUUUAAAAUACUCUAUAAUAGCCUUGAGUGACCAACCUUUUUUUUUUUUAAGCACAGAUGUAAUUGUCUAAUGUUCUGAUGGAAACGUAACACUUAUUUUUAUAUGAAGAGACUGAGUAAACAUAGAAGAAAGAGAAGGGGUUUAGUUGUUUUGUUUUGUGGUAUUCAACCAGCAAGUUGUUUUCUUUCAGAGUUUCCUCCUUCAAAAAGCUUAACUGCAUUUAUAAAGGUUUUACAAGGCAGAAGCGUUAACUGGACAGUUAGUGUGGGACAGUCUCCUCCUGAGGUCUCGGCUUCCCGUUCUGCUAAGCCGGAACGUGCACAGCUGUCUCACUGAUUUUUCCGCGCUUAAUCCUCUGUGCUUGUUACUCACGCAACAAUAUAACACUUCUCAGUUGCAUUUUAUGUCAUUUCAGCUAGCCAGGAGCAAAGUUACUUUACAUUAAAAUGUAUGCAGAACUCUCCCAGGAAAGUAUUUAAUCUGCCAUUGUGAACGGAAGAUCUUGUACAUCACAUUCCUGUCACAAAGCAUUUGUAUUAGGAGAUGUUUGAUUUACAAAGUGGUAUGAUCCAACAAACAGUUUUAAAGUCCUUUGGGGUCAAAUUGCCUAAAUGGCCUUUUUUUUUUUUUUUUUUUUUUUUUAAUGUUACAGUAAAACUAACCAUGUGAGGGAUUCUUUCAAAAAUACUUCUUUAGGGAGGAAAGUUAAGCAGUGUGCCGGGUUUUUGUUGUUGUUUGUCUGUUUGUUUUUCUAAACGGCUUAAAGUUUCUGAUGUGAUAGAAAAUGAAAAUCACACUACCAUUUGAAAUUCAUUCUACAGGUUUUCAGUGUCAUUUCCGUAGCGUUCAUUCUGUGUGUCACACUUAAGCUUGCGUUAGCUUUCUUCUUUUGCCCCAGGUCAAACUGAACAAUGUAUAUAUAACACUAUCUGUCUGUAAAAUACUUUUUUUUUUUAAGAAAGCAUUUAUAUUUAUAUGACAGCUUGAACUGACAACAUUAUGUAUAUAGAUCAUCUUGAAGUAUUAUUUCACAUUGAAAAGAAGAAAAAUAUAUUGAUAACUAUAGAUGUUAUGAAGAAGAGGCUAUUUCUAGUUUUGUACUAAAAAUCAAUUGGAUGAACAAAAUCCAAAACCGGACACUGUAGCAGCAAUUUUAAGUCUUAUUUUUACUGUUUCUAUAUUUGGAGGCUGCUACACAGAUGAUCUUCACCCCUGACGUUCUCAGAUAAACUUGGUUUCCUAGAGCAGACUGUUAACUUUCAAAAUUCCUUUUUAUUGUUGAAAUAGAAAUACUGGUUUUCCUUGUGAAUGAUUAUUCAUAUUUGUAAGUUCUGGGUUUAUAAUUCAGGUUGGAGCAAGGUGUGAAUAACUGAAGAAAAUAACUUGCUGGCUACAUAGGAAAUGCCGUGGAAAUGAACUGUGUAUAUACUUCUGGGAAGAACAAGUUUAAUCUUUCUUUUCUGUUAAGCACUAGUCACUACAGUGCAUCUCCUGGUUCUGUACUGUAUUUUAUACGCAGUAUACAUGCUUUAAUAUUUUAAUGUUUGUGCAUUAAUAUUUUCAGUUUGUUUAACCACUUUGCUGCUAAGAUUUUGCCAUCCCGUUCCCAUUUUUUCCUUUACAAUUUUAAACAUUUCUCUUCAUUAAAAACUAUGGUAAUGAAAUUA
This is a messenger RNA of Psammomys obesus (fat sand rat), 3975 nucleotides long. RefSeq names its product sprouty related EVH1 domain containing 1 (gene Spred1). Gene Ontology annotation, biological process: multicellular organism development; negative regulation of MAPK cascade. The record is from RefSeq and is a predicted model, not a curated record. The transcript has 7 exons. Gene Ontology annotation, molecular function: protein kinase binding. Gene Ontology annotation, cellular component: membrane. The coding region runs from base 249 to 1577 and encodes 442 amino acids. Lineage: Eukaryota; Metazoa; Chordata; Mammalia; Rodentia; Muridae.